Pecten maximus is the source of this 698-nucleotide messenger RNA. RefSeq names its product dynein light chain 2, cytoplasmic-like. Gene Ontology annotation, cellular component: cytoplasmic dynein complex. Bases 134 to 403 code for a protein of 89 amino acids. Gene Ontology annotation, biological process: microtubule-based process; cilium assembly. NCBI's taxonomy places the organism in Eukaryota, Metazoa, Mollusca, Bivalvia, Pectinida, Pectinidae. Gene Ontology annotation, molecular function: dynein intermediate chain binding; dynein light intermediate chain binding. The transcript is spliced from 2 exons. The record is from RefSeq and is a predicted model, not a curated record.
UUUCGCACCAAUCAAAGCAUACAACACUGUGUCCAUGGAUGAAGUUUUAUAGGUUGUGGUUGCUAGCAACUUUCACUACCACAAACUUUGAUUCAUCAAGCAUCAUCUGGUGAUUGCAGGAAAUACAGUAAUCAUGACGGAGAGAAAGGCCGUAAUCAAGAAUGCAGAUAUGUCUGAAGACAUGCAGCAGGAUUGUGUUGACUGUGCAACAACAGCUUUAGAGAAAUACAACAUUGAAAAGGACAUUGCUGCCUACAUCAAAAAGGAGUUUGACAAAAAGUACAACCCAACCUGGCAUUGCAUUGUUGGACGUAACUUUGGGAGUUACGUGACGCACGAGACGAAACACUUUAUUUACUUCUAUCUUGGACAAGUUGCCAUCCUGCUCUUUAAAUCUGGUUAGCCUCGGAAUUGGACAUUGAAUUCAUAUCAAACGUGCUAUAUAUCAGCUGCAUAAUAGACAAUUUCAUAUUGCUUUCAUGGACGUAUUCAUUGAACACUUCAGAUGACCUACAGCGGAGUCGGCAGAUAUUGAAAGGCCUAUUGUGAUUGUUACGUCAUACACACAACAAUUGCUAGAGAUAGUUUUUAUUGAUAAAUUUAUUACAUUGCUUUUUGUUAUAAUUUUAUUACUAUGACAUAGGAUCUUUGUUAUUUACUUUUUACUAUAUAUUAAUAAAAAAUAUUGUUGAAAUAAA